Messenger RNA from Nilaparvata lugens (brown planthopper), 1533 nucleotides. RefSeq lists its product as uncharacterized. The coding region runs from base 315 to 1106 and encodes 263 amino acids. The transcript has 3 exons. The record is from RefSeq and is a predicted model, not a curated record. NCBI's taxonomy places the organism in Eukaryota, Metazoa, Arthropoda, Insecta, Hemiptera, Delphacidae.
GCUGAUCCUUCAUUCACAACCGAAGAUUGAGUUAGUUAGUUGAAGUGUAGCGGUAACCUCGCUACAGUCACUACAAACUGUCAGCAUUUGUAGAACGGGAAGAGUUUGUGUUAUUUGUAGAGUUUACUGACAGUUAACAUUUGACACUCUCCAGCUCCAGGAUAGAUUCCAGUAGUUUAGUUAGAGGUUUUAAUAGAUGGUCAAAGUUUGAAGGGUUCAAAUUUGGUGGAGCAGUGUGUGUGUGUUGCUAGAGUGAGAAGGUUGAUAGUGGAGAUAGCUGGAGCAACGGAGAUAACUGUUACGAGAUACCAACCAUGGACCUUUUACUGAUAUCAUUGUCACUGAUAUCCCUCAGUUCCUACUCCAUAGAUGCAGCCAUCUAUGUUCCCAAACAUGGUCAUUACCUCUCAUCGGGAAUAAAAAGUUACUCUAGUCCGUUCCCAGUAAAACUGGUCAAAGUAACGAAUACGGUAGCCGUUCCCGUCCCCUAUCCUGUUCACAUAACUAAGACCGUUCCUUACCCGGUAACCGUUCACAAACCAUUCCCCUUCCCCGUUCCUCAUCCGUUACCGGUUGAAAUUACGAAGCCAGUAAUCAUCCAGCAGGCAGUACCUGUUCCAGUUCCCAAGCCGGUAGCGGUUCCCAAACCGAUACUGAUCAGUGAUGGAUUGGUGCCUCCUAGUGCAACAGGAAGCCACGGCUACCUAGGUUACUCAUUCUACGGCCUCUCCAGCCUCUCCCAACCGUCCGCCCACGACAGCAAGGAAUUCCUCUUCAACCGCGGACCAAUCACCUUCCAGCAGCGCCUCCCCGGUCCGGACUACGAUUACACCGCACCUCCGGAUGUCAGCUCACAAGCCUCCGACUACGGCGAGGGAGCUCCGUCUCAGGACUUCCAGCCUCCGCCCAACGCACCGUUCGAGCCCUUCCGGAACACCGAGUUCGAACCCUUCCGAAGCGCCGAGUUCGAGAAUGUCCGGAGUGCUGAGUUCGAGCACCUCAGGAGUUCGGAGUUGGGCAGUGCAUCCUCGGAACAGGAGAAGGAUAGCUAUUUCCCACGACAGGAAGACGAGUCGGAGGAGAAGGAUGUGUCUGAUAGGUCGUAGGAUUUGACUGUUUAGGAAUUUUGAUGUAGGUGACAAGUCCUUUAAGGGUUCACUGAAAUUAUAGAAAGGACUUUGAAAAAGAUAAAAUGUUCUGAAUGGUUGAAAGCUAUAAUUGUUCUCGCAUAAAAUUUUUUUGUCAAGAAUGAUGCCCACAUGAGCUCUAAGCUUCAAUCUUUGUCAAAUAAAAUUUUUGCGUAGGAUGAUGCUCACAAGAGAGCUCUAGGCUUGUGCGUGGGUAAUUACACGGAUAAUAAUGAGAGAUGAGUGGACCUACAGCUUCAUGUGGGUUCAAAACUCAUUUUAUUGAACACACUGAAGCUGCGUCUACACCACAGUUAUUAACAAAAUGUUAAUAGCUUAAUCGUUAUAGAUUCUAUUAGACUGAACGGAACUUGACAAACACAUAUGUUCAUCAUGUGUAAGAUAA